AUGUUUUCGGCAGCAAGAAGAACUGCUCUUAGAGCAGCCAAUGGCAUCCCCAAGGCCACGUCCGCUUUUGCCAGCCCAUACAGCCCCUCGGCACUACAAAGGUUACUGUCAACACUUGCCAUCCUCGAGCAGCGCGAGGGCAAGCUGAACCACGGUUCGCUCAGUGCAGUCACCGCCGCCAAGAAACUUGGUGGCUCCGUACAUGGCUUCGUCGCUGGAAGCAACAUCAAGGGCGUAGCAGACGAGGCCGCAAAGGUGGACGGCGUUGAGAAGAUCAUUGCCGUCGACAAUGGCGCCUAUGACAAGGGACUCGCAGAGAAUUUUGCGCCCCUUCUCGUCGAGAACAUCAAGAAGGGCGGCUACACACACGUCAUUGUAGGCCACACGGCUUUUGGAAAGAAUCUUAUGCCGCGGGUCGCUGCCCUGCUCGACUCCCAGCAGAUUUCCGAUAUCACCGCCAUCGAGAACGAGAACACCUUUGUGCGACCAAUCUACGCCGGCAACGCUAUCGCUACGGUCGAGUCCGCCGAUGCUGUCAAGUUCAUUACUAUCCGCGGUACUGCUUUCGCCGCAGCCGAGGUUGGCAGCGGCUCGGCUGCUGUUGAAGAGGGCGUUGACCCGAAGGCAGAGGCACUUGCAGAAUGGGUGUCGGAAGAACUAGCCAAGUCUGACCGGCCGGAUCUUGCAACCGCCAGCAAGGUUGUGUCGGGCGGCCGAGGUCUCAAGUCGAAGGAGGACUUUGACAAGGUCAUGCUGCCCUUGGCCGAUUCCCUUGGCGCUGCCGUGGGCGCAUCUCGUGCGGCCGUAGACAGCGGAUACGCCGACAACAGCUUGCAAGUAGGACAGACUGGAAAGGUUGUGGCUCCUCAGCUCUACAUGGCCGUGGGUAUCUCGGGUGCCAUUCAACAUCUGGCUGGUAUGAAGGACAGCAAGGUUAUUGCAGCCAUUAACAAGGACGGUGACGCACCCAUCUUCCAGGUCGCAGACGUUGGCUUGGUUGGUGACCUGUUUGAGAAGGUUCCGGAGCUUACAGAGAAGUUGAAGUCGUCUUAG
This is a messenger RNA of Pestalotiopsis fici W106-1, 1053 nucleotides long. Its product is annotated as putative electron transfer flavoprotein subunit alpha. The record is from RefSeq and is a predicted model, not a curated record. The transcript has 2 exons. Lineage: Eukaryota; Fungi; Ascomycota; Sordariomycetes; Amphisphaeriales; Sporocadaceae. Bases 1 to 1053 code for a protein of 350 amino acids. Gene Ontology annotation, cellular component: mitochondrion. Gene Ontology annotation, molecular function: flavin adenine dinucleotide binding; electron transfer activity.